AUGGAAGAACUGGAGCAAGGCCUAUUGAUGCAGCCAUGGGCAUGGCUACAGCUUGCUGAAAACUCCCUCUUGGCUAAGGCUUAUAUCACUAAGCAGGGCUAUGCCUUGCUGGUUUCAGAUCUUCAAGAGGUGUGGCACGAACAGGUGGAUGCAAGUGUGGUCAGCCAUCGAGCCAAGGAGCUGAACAAGCGCCUGACUGCUCCCCCUGAGGCUUUUCUCUGUCAUUUGGAUGAUUUGCUUCGCCCACUGUUGAAGGACAUUGUUUGUCCUGGAAAAGCUACCUUCUCCUGUGAGCGUGUGGCGGGGGCACUGAUGUUACAGGUGCGGAGUGAGCUCUCUGGUCUCCCCUUCCAUUGGACUUUCCACUGUGUCCUGGCUAGCCCUUCCUUGGUCUCCCAACAUUUGAUUCGUCCUCUGAUGGGCACGAGUCUGGCAUUGCAGUGCCAAGUGAGGGAGCUGGCAACAUUGCUUCGUAUGAAAGAUCUAGAGAUCCAGGACUACCAGGAGAGCGGGGCUACGCUGAGCCGAGAUCGGUUGAAGACAGAACCAUUUGAAGAAAAUUCUUUCUUGGAACAGUUUAUGGUAGAGAAACUACCAGAGGCAUGCAGUGUUGGUGAUGGGAGACCCUUUGUCACGAAUCUACAAAAUCUGUAUAUGGCAGUCACCAGACAAGAGGUCCAAGUGAGACAGAAGCAUCAGGACGCUGGAGAUCCUCAGACCUCAAGUAGUGCCUCUGCACAAGGAACUGAUAGCCAACUUCUGAACCAGCCAGAAGAGCCAGUUUCCUCAUCACCAUCUCUCCCAGUGCCUGACAAAGAAGAGCCCACAGGUACUUCAGGCCCUGUGAAGAGACCUCAGCUGUCCAAGGUCAAGCGGAAGAAGCUAAGGGGGCUCUUCAGUUAA
Messenger RNA from Pipistrellus nathusii (Nathusius's pipistrelle), 903 nucleotides. Lineage: Eukaryota; Metazoa; Chordata; Mammalia; Chiroptera; Vespertilionidae. The record is from the annotation of a GenBank genome assembly.